AUGUCUGAAGAAACCACAGUUUGUGUUGCUGAAGAGGCUGAGAACAAACAAACGGGCUCACAGGACAACACAGAAGGAUGUGAUGCUGGAGACUCGGUGAUGCAGCUGGAGGCUGAAGGAGAAUCACAGAAGCAGCAGCUUCCUGCAGACAUGUUCUACAAAUACGAGGAGCUUCACUCCAGACCGACCGUCACGGCCGACUCCGAGAUCCCAGAGAACCUCCUGCACCUGUCUCACUCCUUCGGUUACGACAGCAGCCGCAGGUCAAAUCUGAAGCUGCUCGACGACAGAACUCUGAUGUUCGUGGCGGGAAACCUGCUGGUUCUGCUGGACAUUUCCACCGAGGAGCAGAAGUACCUGAGAUCCUGCAGCGGAGGAGGAAUCGGCUGCAUCGCGGUCCACCCGAGCAAGAACUACUUUGCCGUCGCAGAGAAAGGAAACCAGCCCAACAUCAUAGUCUACGAAUAUCCUUCCCUCAGACCGUACCGAAUCCUCAGAGGUGGCACCGAGCUCGAGUACAGCUUCGUGGACUUCAACCGUGACGGAGGCCUGCUGGCCAGCGUGGGCGGCUCGCCCGACUACAUGCUGACUCUGUGGGAGUGGAGGCAGGAGGAGGUGAUGCUGAGCUGCAAGGCUGUUUCACAGGACGUCUACAGGGUCGGCUUCUCCCCGUACGACCCGGGACUGCUCACAUCGUCGGGAUCCGCACACAUCAAGUUCUGGAAAAUGGCGCCCACGUUCACGGGCCUGAAACUGCAAGGGGUUAUGGGACACUUUGGGAAAACCGCGGCGACUGAUAUCGAGGGCUUCGUGGAACUUCCUGAUGGAAAGGUGGUGUCGGGCACCGACUGGGGAAACUUGCUGCUGUGGGAUGGAAACACCAUCAAGGUGGAGAUUUGCUGUAAGGAUGGACGGAGCUGCCACAGUGGGACGGUUCAGCCGUUUGCUGUGGAGGACGGACAGCUGAUGACGUUUGGUUCGGACGGAGUGAUCCGGGGCUGGGACUUUGAGAAGAUCAUCUCGGCCGACAGCGACGGCAGCAGGAUGGAGAUGGAGCCGACCAACGAGAUGGCGGUCGGACACAACGUGUGCCUCUCCUCGGUGGCUCGGAGCACCGAGACCGACUCCUUCGUCUGGUUCGCUCAGGAUUCAAAUGGAGCCAUCUGGAAACUGGAUCUGUCAUUCACCAACACGACUCCUGAUCCAGAGUGUCUGUUUACCUUCCAUUCCGGGUCGAUCCAAGGCCUGGAUGUGUCCAAGAAAUCCCACCUGAUGGCCACGACCAGCCUGGACCGCUCAGUCAGAGUUUUUGACUUCGUGGCCAAAAGAGAAGUGACCAGCAGUCGCUUCAAUCAGGGAGGAACUGCUCUCCGCUGGGCUCCACCGCUGGUGAACCAGACCGGAGGUUUGCUGGUGGCCGGCUUCGAGGACGGCGUGGUUCGAUUGCUGGAGCUGUUCACUGCUCCGAGGCUGCAUGCGGUCGCCGGGAGAGACUCCAAGCUGCGCCUCAAACAGGCCUUCAAACCCCAUAACGCUCCCGUAACCGCCGUGGCCUUCGAGCGAAACGGAGAGAUCCUGGCCACCGGGAGUUCAGACUCCACCGUGUUCUUCUUCACCGUCGGCGGGAAGUACAACCCCAUCGGUUUCGUCCAUGUUCCGGGGCCGGUGCAGGCGCUGGAUUGGUCGCCUCAUUCCCACAGUGAAAACCGGCUGCUCGUCCUGUGUCAGAGCGGCCACGUGGUCGAAGUCCACAGUCCUGAACCGGACGCCCAGAAACCGACGACAACCUUCCAGCUGCCCGACUUACCCAGAAGGUCGUUCAGGUUCAGGAGCAUCAAAUCCAGAAUCAAGAGAGACGAGGAAAUCGCAAGACGUCAAGCUGUGAGGAAGAAACAGAGAGACGAGCGUUUGAAGAAAUCAGAGCAGCUGGAUGCAGAGAAAGAGGAAGAUGAGGAGGAAGAAUUACCGCCCGUCUACAUCCCAGAUCCUCCAAGUCCUCUGUACUGUGGCUUCUACUCACUGCCUGGACACUUCUGGCUCUCCAUGGGAGGCUUUGAUUCAGGAUGUUUGUAUCACUGUAAGUUCUCAGAGAAUCAGGAUGAAGAUCCAGACCAACGGCAGGACGAACCCUUUGACUUUCUACCGAUCGAUGACACAGACGACGACCCGAUUCGCUCCGUCACCUUCAGCUCCAACAGGCAGCUGCUGCUCUGCGGGAUGCACUCGGGCUCCAUCAGGGUUUAUCCUCUGCAGCCGGCCGACCCCGGCCUCUCCUCCAUGAAGGCCUGCUGGAGUCUCAGCGUCCACGACAGCUGCUACGGCCACCUGCGACACAUCCGCUGCAGCCACGACGACCUGUUCGUUCUGACGGCCGGAGACGACGGGAACAUCUUCUCCUUCAGCCUGCUGCCUCCGGAGGAGCUGCAGAAAACCCUGCAGAGGAAGACGGCCAAAGUGGCCUCACCCAGGCACGUUGCUCAGGUUGGUCUGGAGAACGAGGCGUUAGCUCUGGACAUUGAGGAUCCAGCAGCUUACAGCAUAGAGAUGGCCAAGCAGAAGCUGGAGAGCGACCACCUGCGUCGCGAGACCGAGCUGAAGGUGGCGGAGAAGCAGAAGAAGCUGACGGAGCUGCAGAAGAGGUUUAAACAAGUGCUGAGCGACAACCAGAGUCUGCCGGAGCAUGUUCGUCUGAAACCUGAGGAGCUGCAGCUGGACCGGCGUUUCUACGAGCAGGCAGAGCGGCUGAAGGCUCAGCGGGCGAUGGAGGUCAGGAGGCAGCUCUGCUGGGAGCAGGAACGCUGCAGCAUCGCACUCAGAAAGCUGCAGGACUGGUUCAGAGACUCUCUGCAGGUCACUGUAGUGGCCAUCCGGUCCAACCACAAAGUCUCCACCUAUCGGCUGCAGGCGCCCACCGAACCUUUGUCUCGUCAGAACUCACCUCAUCGGCCUCACGGAGACGGAAACGCUGCACCAGAACGCAGGAGGUCCAGAGCAGAACCUGCAAAAGAGAGCGGCAAAAUAGAAGAGGAGGAGGCGAUUCGGCCUCCGGUGCCUCGAACUACAAGGGUUAAACUGGGAGAUCGGCAGGAGGAGAGGCUCCGGAAGGCUGCAGAGAAAGCUGCGCAAGCCCGAGCCAGAAUAGAGAAGAAAAAACAGGAGUGGGAUCAAAUUUACGCAGAGAAGCCGAACGAGGACUACGAGGAUCCGCAGGACGUCGAGGCCAUCAGAGAAGCUCAGGAGAGCAUCGGAGACGUGGCGAUGGCGAAACAGCCGAGGAUAAACACUGAGACGAAGAAAGAGGAGCUGAUCGCCUUGGAGAGAAAUAUCCGGGAAAAGCAGCUUGAGCUGAACGGACGAAUCGUGGCGUUGCGGGACUCCAAGGUUCUCCUGGUGUCUCGGCUGCAGGCUCAGAUGCAGCAGCUGCAGAAGGUCCAGCAGCGUCUGGCGGUUCAUCUCCACCGGCCUCCGCCCGACCUGCCCACCUUAUCGCCAGAGGAAACCCCAGAGGAGAGGCUCCACUGCAGCCGAGCCAAGCUGGAGAAAUACCGGGAGCUCAGGGAGCAGAGGUUUACGACCACAGAGCAGGAGGAGCAGGAAGGAGCUGUGAGUCUGUUGGAGCAGCUGGAGAAAGAAAUGGAGGCAGAGGAGGAACAAGAAGAAACCCUCCGUCUGUCAGCUUCAUCUGAAACCGGAAAGGAAGAAGAAGAAGAAGCUGUGAAUGAAGAGCUGAGCGAGCUGGAGGAGGAGCUGCAGAGGGAAGAAGGCAUCCGACUGCUGCACGAGCAGGACUCUCUGCUGGAGCAGAUGGAGAGCUCGGUUCGGGAGUUUGACUCGGAGCUGCUGCUGCUGCAUCGCCAGCAGCUGCGUCUGGACAGUCGGCUGAAACUGGCCGACCUCCGGAUGCUGACGCUCAUCCAGGAGAUGACGCUCCUCAAGCAGUUUGAGAGGAAGGAGGGAGGCCUGCAGGAGAAGCUCGACGAAUGUGUGAAGGAGGAGAACGGCAUCACGUCUAAGCUGCAGGAGUGCAACGAACAGCUGGAAGACAAGAAAAGAGACAUAUCGAAGCUGCAGGAGAGAGAGAAGUCUGUGACUGCUGCCUUCCAGGCCUCGCUGGGGGAGAACAACAAGUUCGAAGAGUUUCUGACCAAAGUCUUCAAGAAGAAGAUCAAACGUGUCAAGAGGACGGAGCAGACAGGACGUGAAGGUGAGGGGGAAGAAGAGGAGGGCAGCGAUGAAGACUCUGAGGAAGACGACAACUGGGACGAUGACUACGCCAGCGACGCAGACGAAGCAGCUCUGGACGACAGUGUUUGUCCUGCAGGCUGUGAGCCAGAGUUCUUCGAGAACACGCUGCAGCUUCGUGAGCGUCGGCUGGACCUGGAGGAACUUCUGGUGGAGGAGAAAAAGAUCGCCGAGGCCCUGACGAGGGAGCACGACACUUUGAUCAAGAAGGAGAAAUCAGCGAAGAGCAACCGGAUGGCAAUAGAAUACGACUUGGAGCUGAUCAACAGGGAGAAGCUGCAGAAAAUGAACGAACUGGAUGUGGUGGUUCCUCUCAGACUACACCAGAUUGAGUAUGUCAUCAAGACCUCGAUACCGUCAGAUCUGAGCGAGGCGUUGGUGUUGGACAAGACUGAGCUGACCAGGCUGCAGGAGCGAAUCCAGCAGCUGCAGGCGGAUAAAAUCCAUCAGAAAGAUCUGCACCGUCAGGCUUGUCAGCAGCAAGCCAAGCUCAUCCACGACCGCAGGGACAUGGCCGCCAAGAUCCAGAUGCUGGAGAAGCAGUGCAACGAGCUGAUGAUGGCCAAGUUUGGGAAGCUGGUGGAUCUGGAGGCCCUGCAGAUGCUUUCAGGAAACAGGAGGCUGGAGGAGCUCAAGCACGAGAAACUGCUCAAAGAAGCCGAAUACGCCAAAGAGGUCCAACAGUGGGAUGGCAGGCAGCGGUUCCAGGACUACAGGAGACACGUGGACCGGGAGGACGUCCGGCGGCUCCAGGAGCUGGUAAAAACACAGUCGCAGCAGGCCGAGGCCCUCAGGAGAGAGAUCAGCCUCCUGUCCUGCAAAGGAGGCCACGUCUUGCCCCCAGACCAAACCCGACUGCCCCCUCUCGCCCCUUUGCCCACCCCCACGGGCAGCGUCCACACUGCGAAUCCACACCAACAGCUGAAAGCACAAAACUCAGCCAGCAGACAGGGAGCUAAUUAA
Molecule: messenger RNA, 5205 nt
Organism: Stegastes partitus (bicolor damselfish)
Lineage: Eukaryota; Metazoa; Chordata; Actinopteri; Pomacentridae
Gene: cfap44
Product: cilia and flagella associated protein 44
Exons: 33
Coding region: 1-5205 (1734 amino acids)
Molecular function (GO): protein binding
Source: RefSeq, a predicted model, not a curated record